This is a messenger RNA of Notolabrus celidotus (New Zealand spotty), 3794 nucleotides long. RefSeq names its product choline/ethanolamine phosphotransferase 1b (gene cept1b). Gene Ontology annotation, cellular component: endoplasmic reticulum membrane; Golgi apparatus. Lineage: Eukaryota; Metazoa; Chordata; Actinopteri; Labriformes; Labridae. Bases 244 to 1524 code for a protein of 426 amino acids. The record is from RefSeq and is a predicted model, not a curated record. The transcript is spliced from 10 exons. Gene Ontology annotation, molecular function: ethanolaminephosphotransferase activity; diacylglycerol cholinephosphotransferase activity. Gene Ontology annotation, biological process: phosphatidylethanolamine biosynthetic process.
CAUGAAAAUGACAGCAUCGCGAGAUUUCCUUGACGGCUAACGGGAUCUAGCUCGCUGUGAAGCCGCCGUGACACCGGUCCUGGUGAUCCACCUCCAGCACCGAACGUCGCUCCGGUGAUUGAGCCGUUAAGGUGUCAACCCGCCUCGUCCAGCCCCAUUGUGGAUCUUUAGCCCCUCCGGCAGGACAGUGGCAGAGCCAGAGCCAGACCCAUCGGGGACCAGACCACCAGGCAGCAGGGCUCCAUGAGCGCGAUGGGGCAGCAGCAAGGGGGGGGCCUGCGUUCUCGCCGGAGCCUUGUCCGGGACAAGGACCCCGGGCAGGGCAUGGGCAUGGAGGCGGCCUGCUGGCUGGCCCCCGGAGUGCUGCGCAGGCUGAUCGAGCUGCCUUCACCCCCCCUGUCCCGACACCAGCUCAAGAGACUGGAGGAGCACAGGUACAGCAGUGCCGGACGCUCCCUUCUGGAGCCUCUGAUGCAGCGUUACUGGGAGUGGUUGGUGGGACGAGUCCCCUCCUGGAUCGCUCCAAACCUCAUCACCAUCAUCGGCCUCGCCACCAACGUCUUCACCACCCUCGUGCUCGUCUACUACUGCCCCACCGCCACCGAACAGGCUCCUCUCUGGGCGUACCUGCUGUGUGCGGUGGGUCUGUUUAUCUACCAGUCAUUGGACGCCAUCGACGGGAAGCAAGCGAGACGCACCAACAGCAGCUCUCCGCUGGGCGAGCUGUUCGACCACGGCUGUGACUCCCUCUCCACAGUGUUUGUGGUGUUGGGAACCAGUAUAGCUGUUCAGAUGGGAACCAACCCAGACUGGAUGUUCUUCUGCUGCUUCGCCGGGAUGUUCAUGUUCUACUGCGCCCACUGGCAAACAUACGUGUCGGGGACGCUGCGCUUCGGCAUCAUUGAUGUGACUGAGGUGCAAAUCUUCAUAAUAGUCAUGUAUUUGCUGGCCGCCGUGGGAGGAUCUGCUUUUUGGCAGUCACUGAUUCCAAUCCUAAAUGUCCAGAUGAAAAUGAUUCCAGCCGUCUGCACUUUUUUAGGAGCCAUCUUCUCCUGCACCAAUUACUUCAGAGUUAUUUUCACAGGAGGUGUGGGCAAAAACGGAUCCACAAUAGCAGGAACCAGCGUCCUCACUCCGGUCUUACAUAUUGGUUCAGUUAUUAUUUUGGCGAUGAUGAUAUACAAGAAGUCUGCAGUCCAGCUCUUUGAGAAACAUCCGUGUCUUUAUAUCCUGGCGUUUGGCUUCGUCUCGGCCAAAAUCACCAAUAAAUUAGUCGUAGCACAUAUGACAAAAAGUGAGAUGCAUCUCCACGAUUUAGCCUUCCUGGGCCCAGGACUUCUGUUCCUGGAUCAGUAUUUCAAUAGUUUUAUUGACGAGUACCUGGUGCUAUGGAUUGCAUUGAUCAUUUCCUUUUUCGACUUGGUGCGUUACUGUGUCAGUGUUUGCAACCAGAUUGCCUGCCAUCUUCACAUUUUCGUUUUUAAAAUCAAGCCUUGUUCGGUGCUCAGCCCUGCUCCUCACUGAGGGCACGCCGGCCGCUACUGACACUUCCCCCCUCCCCCUCCCCCUCUCCCUCCCCGUUAGUCGCACUCAUCUUCUCCUCCCGCUGUUUUCCACGUAGAGACGCAGGAGACGACGACUACAGAGAUGUGGUGUAAACGUAUGUGCUUCUGCCAACUGAAUGUGAGGACAAAUAAUAUAUACUAAGAUACUGGAGUAUUACUGUCAUUGUUUCUUUUUCAUCUUCUGCCCGUUAAUAAGAAGCUCCUCCUCACGCACGCGCGCGCACACACACACACACACACACACACACACACACACACACACACACACACACACACACACACACACACACACACACACACACACACACACACACACACACACACACACACACACACACACACAGCAGGUGUUUCAGGAGAGUACAGGUGCUACUCGGUCUGUUCACAGAGGAACGUACGUACGUGUGUUUUAACUGUUACUGUGCAAAGAACAUGUAUAGGAAUCGAAUCAAACUCUUUGCUCUCGUGAUUCUAAGUUUUGUAAUAUUUGCAUAACCUUUCCUUUUUGCUUUUGUAAAUACUGAAACUGUUCCGCUUUCUGUGCUUCUCUAUAAGUUAAAAGUCCUGCUUUGACACAUUUUUAAACUUUUCCUUCAUGUUUAUGAUUUCUUAAAGGAACUUCAUCUCCUGCACGUUUCACUAAACUGUCAGCACGGUGGGAUUUUGGAGGAAACGUAAAAGACAACUUUAUUCGAUUUUCCUUUAACAUAUCUGAAUGUUCUCUUCGAAAACGUGUUUUUUUGUUUUGUUUGCCCACUUAAAGUAUGAUUAUGGGAUGUUUGGGUGUAUUUUUUUGUAUUAUUUGCUCACAUUGUUGUUAAAUUGAUAGCUGGGUUAGUGCUCAAAGGAGUUUUCCUCAACACUUUAUUAUUGUAAAUAUGUCACGACACGCACAAGAGGAAAAAACAACUCAUAGGAAAAAUAUCCAGCGAGGAAGAAUGUCUUUCAGGUCAGUUUUACUGAUCUCUGAAAUUAAUGUGAGCAAAUCUUUAAACUGAAAGUAAAGCAACUGGAGUCUUUUAAACUCCCCGUCAUUUCUUCUCUUUCAUCUCCGCCCGUCAGGAUUAGUCCGUGGUUUUCUAAUCGUCAACAAACCCCAUGAAAAGUUAAAAUAAAUGUGCUUCUCUGAAGAGUUUUUAAACUCCUAUGACUGAAAUUCAAGCUUCAGAUAUUCUCAUUCUCUGUUCUAUGACUUUAAAGCUCCAAUGAGGAGAUUUAAGCGGCCCACAAAACUCGCUGACAUUAAUACUGACGCCUCUGUGUAACCCGAAAGAAGCAAACAAGACGAAACGAAAGCAACAAAACCGACAAUGCCUGUAUGAAGAUUUUAAAUGUUUAAAGCUACUGCAGAAACAGCCUUUGUUAGCAACUUCCUCUGCACAGAUGUAGAGCCAGUUUUCAGAUUUACUGAUAAAGAAAGCAGAUUUUUCAGUUUAGAUCAGUAAAGAGAGAGGUAUCGUUUUGGCCACAGGGGGCGCCAAAUUCAACACAAACUUAACACUUUAAAGCUCCUGUGUGGAUUUUUUUUAGCUGGUUACAAAAUAGACUGAAAUUAUUGCUAGAGCAUUUUUGUAGCUAAAAAAAAAAAAUUCUGUAGGAUUAUUUUGAAUGAUUACGACCACUGUGACGCUACAUAGGUGUCCGAUGGAGUGCAUUACAAAAGUCAGAAGGGCUACGUGUUUCUGAAACUAGGAUAAAAGACAGACGAUGUCAUCAAACAUGACUGAGAACACGGAUGAAUGAGUUUCUUCUGGUUUCCUCAAGGCGUUAAAGCUCUUGUUAGGAACUUCCUGUUCGUGACGACUUUGGCGCCCCCUGUGGACAAAGUCAUACCUCUCAUAUCUUUACUGAUUUUCUCUUGUAUAUGUGUUUGUUGUGUUUUAAGACACAAAAUCUCCACCUGCUGUCUACUGAUGGUCUCGUUUUCUUCGGUUUGUUACGUAAGCGCGGUUAAAAUCUUCGCACAGGAGCUUUAUGUUUGCUUUUACCCGCUGGUUAUUUCAUUUCAGCUUUUCUGAAGAUUUUGUGACUGAAGACAUCGUUAGAGUAUCGUAAAGUUAUGUUUUUAUCUGUGAUUCAGUGGAAUGAUCCCAUUGGUUUUUGUUUAGAGGGAUCCAGAGUGACGCUAAUGUCUGGAUGCAGAUUGUUUUGGUCUUCUGGUGGGGUUUGUUGAUGAAACCUGACGUCAUGACGGUUAUUUAUUAAAACAUCUCAAUCCUUCCCACUUCA